AAAUUUGGUUCAGACAAAGUUUAGAACUCGAUAAGGGACAUUGGAUAGUUCUUAAACCAAAAAUCUGCAGGAAGUCACUAUUCCACGCGAACGGAGUCGCGGGCAAGAGCUUGAGUAAUAUUAAUUUUUACCAUUUUUUUCUUACAGGUGCAUAAUGUAAAUCACCCCUUAACCGAAAAAAGAUGUCAUCCCAAAUCAUGUCACAUGGUAUCUACCGUCGGGAUUCGAACGAAAUCCAAGAAAAACCGCUUGAAAUCGACACAGAGUCAAACCCCGACCGCAGCCGAUCGAGUAGUCCAAAAAAUAUGAAGUUUUAUAAACAAAUUGACGAAGAGAAGACCAUUUUGAAUCAGGGAAAGAAGUCUUUUUGUAUAGACGCGCUUCUUUCAAGACAGUUGCCUGAAAAUAGUCUUCAGGACAAAAUGGCGCAUCAGAAAUAUUUAACAAUUAUACAUAAUAAAAAUUAUAUUGGACGGUACCAGGAUAACUACGAUUCCCAAAUUGAACAGAAUAUGAUUAACAAAUGCGAGGGUCGGGAGAGUCCUACCUCUGGACAACGGAGUCCCAGGUCUGGGCAGAGCAGUCGGUCGGCUAGUCCAGGGUCUGAUGAUGGCAAUAGAUCUGGAAGUUACAGUCCUCCGAUAUCGCCGGGAGUGGAAGGUGGAAAUGAAGAAUAUGAGAGUUAUAGACCAGGCAUAAUCCCGAAGCCAGGGUUGUUACCUCAAAACCCAGCUUUAGUAGCUGCCCAAUCUGCUGCACUAUUCAAUUACCCUCAACUGUCACAACCGGGCGCUUUGCCCCCUGGAGCUCCACUGCCGUCCGCCUUCCAUCACCCUGGAGACAGGGUGCUUCAUCACAUGCAGCUCGAAUGGCUCGCGAGGACUGGCAUGUUUUACCAUAGAAUACCUGAACUUGGAGGUGCACCCCACGCUCUUCUCGGCAAGACCAGAAGACCACGUACAGCAUUCACGUCACAGCAACUCCUGGAGUUGGAGAAGCAGUUCAGGAUGAACAAGUAUCUCUCCAGGCCGAAGAGGUUCGAAGUUGCUACCAGCUUGAUGCUGACAGAGACUCAGGUAAAAAUCUGGUUCCAAAACAGAAGAAUGAAAUGGAAACGAUCGAAAAAGGCCCAACAAGACUCCAAAAACAAAGACACGCCACAGACUGAAGACAAGAAACCAAAAGAAAUACAAAACGAACAAGAAAAACCGCCAUCAAUGGCGGGAGAUUUGACAGCUGUCAAACCUAUGUUAGAUAGGGACAGAAUUAUCGCGCUCGAGAGAGAAAGAGCGAUGGCUGCUGCGAAUUUCAAUUCGAAUUUGGAAAAUAGGCGCGGUUUGGUCGUUAUGAACCAAGAUGGCGGAAGACCUAUGGACAUGUUUAGGCCGUAUGUAGUAUGAGAAUAAAAUUACCUUUUCGUUUUUUAUUAACUACAUAAUUCGUUAUUUUUGUAUGAAGAACCGACAAU
Spodoptera exigua (beet armyworm) is the source of this 1468-nucleotide messenger RNA. The record is from the annotation of a GenBank genome assembly. NCBI's taxonomy places the organism in Eukaryota, Metazoa, Arthropoda, Insecta, Lepidoptera, Noctuidae.